Molecule: messenger RNA, 3601 nt
Organism: Cygnus olor (mute swan)
Lineage: Eukaryota; Metazoa; Chordata; Aves; Anseriformes; Anatidae
Gene: C2CD4C
Product: C2 calcium dependent domain containing 4C
Exons: 2
Coding region: 39-1289 (416 amino acids)
Source: RefSeq, a predicted model, not a curated record
UCCAGGUGCGGCGGCUCCGCCCCGCACCCGGCGGCGACAUGUGGCUCCUGGAGCGGCUGCGCGGCGUGGCGGAGAACGGCGGCUCCCGGGGCGCGGGGCCCGAGGAGUCCCCGCGGGGUUCCCGCUACAGCAACGUCCUCACCCCCGACAAGAUCCCCGACUUCUUCAUCCCGCCCAAGCUGAGCGCGGCGCCUGCUGAGGCCGAGGGCUCCGAGCCCCCUGCGCCGCCAGCCCUGGGUCCCUCCGCCUCAGAGCAGGACCUGGCGGGGCGCAAGCCCCCGCGCAGCCCCCGGCCGCCCAGCCGGCCCCGGCCGAAGGCGACAGGCCGGCACAUCAUCCAGAUCGAGAGCGCCGAGGACUGGACGGCUGAGGGGGGCUUCGGCACCAAUGCGGACCCGCAGGCGCAGACGGCCAUGUCGCUGCCCUACGUGCCCAAGGCGCAGACCUCCUACGGCUUCGCCACGCUGGUGGAGAGCCCUCACACGCGGCGCAAAGAAUCGCUCUUCCACAGUGAGCACAGCAGCCUCUGCCCCUCGCCGGCCACCUCCCCCAGCGCCCAGCGCAGGGCCAAGCUCAACGGUGAGAGCGGGUCCCGGGCGCCCGCCGACCUGGGGGCAGCCCUCAUGCACCCCGGCCGCUACUUCAGCGGCGGCGAGAGCGACACGUGCUCCUCGGCCGAGUCCUCGCCCUUUGGCUCCCCGCUGCUCUCCCGCUCCGUCUCCCUGCUGAAGAUCUUCAGCCAGGAGAGCCAGUCCAAGGUCAUCAAGCUGAAGCACUCGGUGGCCCGCAACAGCUCGCUGUCCACCGACGACAGCUCGGCCGACACCAGCCCCAGCGCCCAGCGCCGUGCCAGGAGCGCCCCGGCAGGGGGGCAGCUGCCAGCAGCCCCAGACCUGCCGCAGGGCCGACACCGCGAGCACAGCCUGCGCCUCAGCCGGGGCGGCAGCCUGCGCCUGGCCGCCGACUACGACCCCUCCAACGCCCGGCUCCGCGUGCGGCUCGUCUCCGCCGAGGACCUCUACGAUGCCCUGGUCGACGUGCGCAGCAUCAACUGCUGCGUCUCGCUGUGCCUCAACCCCGGGAAGCUGCAGAAGCAGCGCAGCACCAUCGUCAAGAACAGCCGCAACCCCAGCUUCAACGAGGACUUCUUCUUCGACGGGCUGGGCCCUGGCCAUGUCAGGAAGCUGUCUCUGAAGCUGAAGGUGGUCAACAAGGGCAGCAGCCUGAAGCGGGACACGCUGCUGGGGGAGAAGGAGCUCCCGCUCACCACCCUCCUGGCCGGCCUGUAGGCAGCCCCGGAGGGAGCUCGCCCAUGGGGCUGGGGCGUGGGAGGGCUGGGGCCAGGCCCUGGCCCCUCUGGAGGAGGGUUCAAAGGGGCCCCCCCAGAGGAGGGCCGGGGCCGUGGCGGGUCUUGGGUACGGAGGGCCGGGUCCCCGGGAGCGGUCCCACCGUGGGGCGCUGCCAGCGUCAGCCCUCCCGUGGCAGCCGCAGCCUCUCCCCUCCGUCCCUUCCCAGCACCGCUCCCGGGGCUGUGGCUCCUGGUGCCCAGCGGGAGCCACCGGCCCUGUCCCCAUCGGGAAGGAUGGAUGUCACCUGCUGGGCUCUUCCCUGCCUGGGUUCUGCAGUCUCCAGCUGGCCAGCACACAGGUUGGAGGUGGGUAGAUCCCUGUAGCGUACUUAUUGCCACUUCCCCCAGCUCCCAGAGCGAGGUGAUGGCGUGGAUCUCGACUUUAAUUUAAAAGUCAAGUUCAUAGUCUUGGAGACUGCAGGGAAAAUACUGCAGAGGUGACCCAAGAACCAGUCUGGGGGCCCUGGGAGGAAGCCCAGGGGCUGACUGGGACCCGUGGUCUUUCUGAGCCUUUCCUGGACCCUUCCCAGGCCUGCGCAGGGCACGCGGGUUGUCUCUGCCCAACACCUGCAGCCUCCUGGGAUGCCUCCCUGCCUUGAGCGAUGCCGUCCACUGCUGACCCCCCCGUGGGUGACAGCUCCAGGAGCUUUAGGGGCAUUUGGGUCUGCCCAAACCCAGGCAGGGGCUGCCAGGGGCUGGCACUGCCAGGUGGGGGCCCAGCACCCCCCGCCCCGGGCAUACAGGUGGGCACGGGUACCGGGUCGGUGUCCCAGCAGAUGCUGAGCACCGGUGUCUGUGCACCUGGGUGGCACUAGGGAAGGGCAGCAGGCAGAGGCACAGGCUCCCUUCCCCUUUGCUGCCCAUCCACCUGCGGGUGCUUGGGGGCUUCUGAGUGUCUGCACCCCCCGGCAGGGGGAGAUGCAGCCCUGGGGGCACCCAAAAGGGUCUGUGCUGGCUCUGCAGCUCUCCCAGGGGGAGUGGGCACCCCCACCGCUGCCCCCACCCCGUCCUGUCCCACCAGGCUGGAGACACCGGGAGGGGUAAAGGCAGGUUGGGGUUUCUGCGGGUGGGUAAAACAGCCACCUCGUUGUUGUUGGUGUGGUGUUGCCUAUCGCAUUGGGUUCCUGCAUGUUUUCGUGGAAGGGAGCAGAAAUAGCAGCGCUCCUCUGCCCCGUCCCAGCACGCGUGGACACACGCACACACGUGUCCCUCUGUGUUAACCUCUGUCGGUGGCGGUUGAUGUUCCUUCCUUGUCCUUUGCAGCAGAUGGCAGAUUUCAGUGUUGGCUAUUUAUAUCUGAGGCUGAUCUUUCCCAGCGUGUUUUACUUCUGUCUGUAAAUAUGUUCCAGGUACGCGAGGCAUGGUUCUGAUAGCGUGAUGUUUGCAUGUCGGGGGGAUUUGGGGUGACCGUGGCUGUUUAUCGAGCUUGUGGAUGAAAACAAACCGUGCAGGACGUGAGGAGCAGGAGCAGCCCUGUUGCAGGGGAUUUCCCACCUUCUGCUUCCUACCCCAGCACCGACCAAGGGGCGCCUGCCCCCACCCUCCCUUCUGCCCCGCGGGGCCUGGGCUCGGCUGGGGGGCGAGCAGGGGGCUGUAAGGGCUGGGAUGGGACUUGGGGGCAACCUCCUGCACCGGGGCUGGUGGGGACCCCAGGGCACCGUGAGGCACUUUUGGGGGCACGGGGCACCCAGGGACUGGGGACAGGACCAGUGCGAAGGUUUUGGUGCCCAUGAAGGGCUGGGGGUGCCACAGCCCCCCCCCCCCCCCCCCCCCCCUUGGCAGAGCUGUGCUGUGGGCCUUUGGCUCUGGGGAGGGGGGAGGCUGAGAGCAGGGCCCAUGACUGCUCCUCGGCUUGGGGCUGGCCCCAGGGGGAGACCCAAGGGCCUGGUGGCUGGUGCCGCCCCCCUUGCCUGUCCCGCGGCUGCCUCGCCAGAGCCAGCAGAGCGUGGUGCUGAGCCCCGGGGUGCACUGCACAUUGCCGUGCCAGGUGGGUGGAUGUGGGGCCAGGAGUGUGGCACGGCGGGGUCCUUCCUCCCUGUAGCUCUUUUCUAAUGUUCCUGCUUUGAUAUUUCUGUGGCUGGAUUUAAUGAUGCAUUUUUUGGAGUGAAAAAAAUAUAUUAAUACCUGAAUGGAAUGUUUGUUUACAGAUGACUUCCCCUUUUUAGUGCAAUAAAGGCAUUUCUAAACCAGAUGCGGGUGGUACCCUAGCUCCUGGUGUUCCCUUGCUUUCCACGGUUGCAGCUGCUGGGCGGU